Molecule: messenger RNA, 924 nt
Organism: Aegilops tauschii subsp. strangulata
Lineage: Eukaryota; Viridiplantae; Streptophyta; Magnoliopsida; Poales; Poaceae
Source: RefSeq, a predicted model, not a curated record
AUGGCGGAUGACUUGGGUGCUGAAGAUCCGCAAGAUCCGGCUGUGACGGAAUCUGCGGAGGGAGCGAGGGAGGCAAAAAACACGGAAGCGGAUGUGGAAGACGAGGAUCAGGGUUACUGGGAUCAUUAUGGCCCGGAUCCAAGCCUGGAGGACGCGUUUGAAGGACUCAAUUUGCAUGGUGAAGAAGAGGAGGAUUUGGACUUGUCAGGGGAGGUGGAUGAAUUGAUCAAAGAUGUUCGAUGGCUAGCGCUGUUUAGGGUUCAUACCAUGCGCCCGUUUAGUCAUGCUGCCCUACUGAACUCGAUGCGCAAUGCUUGGGCCUAUGCACAGGGGGUAACUCUCAACAUCAAGGGGCCUAACCUAUUCUUGGCUCAGUGCCAUUGUUUGGGCGAUUGGAAGCGCGUGAUGGAAGGGGGGCCAUGGCAGUUUCGGAGAGACCCGGUGGUGCUGGAAGAAUAUGAUGGAUUCACCAAUGUUUCAGACAACGCUCUUAAUAUGUUUCCUUUGUGGGCAAGAAUCAAAGGCUUACCUAAUGGGUUGACUAGGAAGAAGGAGCUGGCGGAGAGGGUGGCGAAGAAGGUCGGAGAUCCACCGUUUACAGUGGUAGUAAAUGAAGGAAAGAUCAAUCCGGCGAGCUGCCUGAGGGUUCGAGUCUUUGUGAAUGUUACAAAACCUCUUGUGAGAUUCGUCCCAAUCACUUUGAAGGAAAGGAAAAAAUAUCCAGUGUUCUAUGAGAAGCUGCCGGACUUUUGUUUCUUUUGCGGUCGUAUGGGGCAUGUUGUGGAGGAAUGCGGGGACGGAACGCAUGACCUGAGUUUAUGUGAAUGGGGGACUGGCUUCACUGGUUGGGAGAACCGAUUAGUGGUAAUACUAUGGGGGGAGAGGGGGUUGGACGAACGCAGGCAGGGGUGGAGGAGGUGCUAG